AAAAUAGAUUCUAUAAGACCGGGCUGUAAGAUGGCAGAUAGGAAUCCUUCUCCUCCUCGUUUAUCCGCGGAGGAAAUUGAGCUAAUACAAUACGACAACAUCGGUGAAACAGUAUUUAGCAAGAAAUGGGUGCUAGGAACUCUUAUGAAGCUGGUUCAAUCUCUUCAGUCCACUACUGAAGAUUCCGAGGAGGGCCAAAACGACGAACGUGCUUCAUCGCGCGAGGGAGAAGAUAAUGCAUCACACGAGCUUAGCGAUGAUUUUGAAAAAGAGCUGUGUGAACUAUGGGAUAUGUCAAUGAACGGUGUAAGAAUCCAAAGAAGCAAUGAUCUCAAAUGAUUUUCGAGUAGUAAAUACGUAGAGAAGCGAUUUUUUGUUAGUGAGAGAAUGCGUGACAUGAAGAAACCUUACGGGGUAUGGUAAGGUUAUCGUUUAGCAGCGAAAACCUGGAAGUAUCUAAGCUGUGUCCGGAAGAGCAGAUAACAACUAUUAGGGUACCAACUUCAAAGAUUUUCGAAGUCACCAUUAGGCACCUAAAAAAUUCUGAAAUUAUGACAAUAAAGUAAAUUUUUCGCCAGCUAAGAGCACUCAAUAAAGUACAAGACAGGAUAGACAAUCACGUUUCAUAGCAUGCUCAAUUUUAAUGGUCAGGUAGAAGGGGGAGCGGAGACUGGAGGAUUGAGAUGGUGAUGAGGUAGGAAGUUAAACAUAAUUUUGCUUUUGUUUGCAGGAUGUAGCAGCAUUUUUGGAAGAAGUGGAAACUACUGAAGUGCUCUUAGAUGCUGUAUUGAAGUCACAGAAUCCAAGAGUUACAGUACGAUAAUAAAUGCUUUUUUAUUUUUUUACCUUAGCCUCCUCCCAUGGGUGACCAAGACAGAAUUUCUCCCUACAAUAUUGAUAAAACAUCAAGCAGAUAAGUGAUAGGAAUAGAGAAAAAUAUAAAUUUGGAGAUUAUUAGUUGAUCCAACAUCAGAUUAUCUGAACUAACAUCACAGGAAUUGUAUGGAACACAGUUAGGAGAAUUACUAAUGAGAUCUUGGAAGUGAAAGGGUUAAUAUGUAAGUAGUUAGUGACACUGAGGGCCUCUGGUAAUGUUUUACACCCAUGAUUAUGAACAGAAAAAAUAUAUCUCAGAAACACACUUCAUAAUAUCCAUACUGGAUUGUUUGGGGUUGUUUAGGUCCAAUAAGUCCCGGUAUCUUUGGCAUGAUGUGUUGGAUUCAAGUCUGAAACCCACUACCCCCUAACAUCAGUAUCUGUAUUCUUGAUACUCUUCUCUUAACAUUUCCUUUGGUACUGACUGGGAGGAUCUGUUUAACAAUCAAAGCUUCCUGGGGACAAUCAAAGCUUCCUAGGAUGACAAUCAUUUCCUUUAUUCUCAGUGUUACUGUUAGGAGAAAUUAGAUGCUGGUCACUCCAAGGGUCGAAAGGGUUGAAGGAGUUCAAAUCCCUUUUCGGCAUUGUGUAGAAUUUUUACCACCAAGAUAAUGUAAAUUUAGUUCUUGUGCAGUGACAAAGAUCAACUAUUAUUUUACAAGGUUGAAUCAAGAAGUGAAAACACUGUGAUUCACAAAGUGUAAUGAAGUACUGUUAUGACUGAAAUUAACUUUCAUUGUAAGAUUUUAGAUCUCUGUAAUACAUGCAUGCUAAUAUGGGAUUUUAUUUACCAAAUUACUCUGAAAAGCUUGGCAUCACCAGAACAUCACAAAUUCCUGUCGAAUGUUCCCCACUUGGUUUUCAUUUGUUUGGUGAGAAUAAGUGACAGGUUGUUUUAAUUCUUUGUUGUGUCUAGGAAAUUUGUGUUGGAAUUCUGGCAAACAUGGCUUGCAGUCAUGGUGUUUGUGUGAAGAUGUUGAGUAAUAAAGAUCUUGUGUAAGUUAACAGUUUUAUCUGUAAACUUACUGUUAUUUAGAUCUCUGAUUAUUCUUACUGCAAUAUUUCUCUUUUAUAGUACCAAAAUGGCCUUUGAUUUAUUGUAAAAAAAGUUAUUAUAGUAUUGAUUUAGGUUAUAGCACAGUACAGUACAACUGAAUCCUACAUGAAUUUUCAUUGGUUCAUACAUGAAUCAUCAUAAUUAACAACAUUCUGAUACUUUAUCAUAUAAAACAAACAGUUUCUAUGUGUUUGUGAGUCUGUAAAGUAAUACAAGGCUGCCUAGAGGUUAUCAUCUAGGGAAUCUGGGGUGCCCAUGCUUUUAUAAAAAUGAAAUUAUGCAAGUCGUCCAUUAAGACAAAACUUGGUUGCCUGAGGCAUCUGGGCUCUGCCAGACCACAGUCCUGUAAUAGAUUGCAGAAGAUGUCAAAAUGUGGUAAGGAAAUCUGACAGACUUGGCUGCACUUAAUGUGCCUCUUUUUUUUUUCUUACUGCAUUUUGAAGUCAUCUGUGGUAUAUUAUGAAACAAAUAGAUGUAAACAAAUAGACAAUAGAUAUUGCCUAGCUACACAAGUGAAGAAUUUAUUGCGCCAUCAAUCCUUGAACUUAUUUUGCAGUGAUAUUGUUACAGUUCUGCUUGAUGAACCAGAUGCUCCAGUCCUGGUGGAGGUUACAAGGUACACUGGUGAAUUAAUAUAUUGUAAAACCUUUGUGAGGGAGUUUUUGUGUCUGGUUCAAAGUGGCAAGGAUUUAAGCCUUUAAAACCUUAACAUCAGUUUGCAUAUUCUCUAUACUGUUCUAUAUACAUGUCCUAUGUGGUAUUGACAAGGAGAGUGUGUUGUUUUUUUUUUAACAAUCAAGAGCUUUUUGUUUUGAUGAUCACUUCCCUAAUUCUCAUGUCUUCUGUGUUAGAUUCAGCAGUGAUGAUGUUAGGAGAAAGUAGAUACCAGUCACUCCUCAAAGUUAAAGGGUUAACUAUUUUCCCUUUCCCAUUGAGGCUCAGCAAACAGUUCGAAAUUACUUCUUUAUUCAGCCAAAUAUCGAAAAACCACUUUUUUUUCUUCUUACUCAUUUAAAAGACUUUUUUCUUACAUUUACCAUCCAUUUUUCUCAAUUUUUUUAGACUGAUUCAUGUUUGUUUGAGUAAUGAUGAGGUUGAAUCACAGUGGAUGGUAGUUUUGGAGGCAGAAACAGUCUUCAAGAAUUUUAUGUACAUCCUGGAGAACUCUUUAAAUGGUGAGUCCAACUAUGAGUUACCAGAAGGGGACUGACUCACUAAAACUAUGCAACGUCACCUAUACUACAUCAAGCUCUUCUUAGAGGAUACACUUGGGACAAGCAAAAAGUUGCAUGUUUCAGUGUCUUGGUCUUUGGAAAGGUUAUGGUUAUGGUUAAAGUCACUCUAAUUUUAAACCAGUUUGAUUUGUGUCUCCCUUUGUUCUAGGUAUAUUACCAUGGUCCUUAAACAAAGAAAAAAAAUCAAACUAGUUCAAAUUCUUUUCAAACUGUAUAGCUUUCAAGUACAUAAGAGACAAAUGAAAGAUUGGGCUGCUGCAAUCAUCAGGGAUUUGGUAGCAACCUCUGCUUUUUUUUUUUUUUUCCUCAACUGGCUGGCUUUUUUUGCUUUUUUAUCCUUGUGGAGAUCUUUAUGCACACUGAGGAAAAUUAUGUACCCAUCUCAGGCAUUUUCCUGAAAGAAGUUAACCCUGUCUCUCCCAAUUCUCCUUACUGUCAAACUUAUGACUCUUACGAUAUUGGAUUAGAGAAUUUAGUAAAAAUCCCCUAAUUGAAAUAUUUUUUUAAAUUUUUGUCAUCACAUGAGUGUUUGAUAUUUUAUUGAUAAUUGUUAUGGGGGAAAUUCUAUCUUGAUCACUUAUGAGAAUUAAUAAAAGGGUUAAAGAUGUUUUAACUCUUUUGCAAUCUGAAUUUUAGAAGUUUAGAGGGUGUUCCUAGGAAAUACUCAGCAUUUAUUUCUUGCUGUUAUUUUAUUUUGCUUUGCAGUGGAUCUCCUCACUAACUGCUCCCAAGUGGUAGAUAAGGUUUUGGAUACAAACGAUGAAAUGUUGCGAGCCUGGGCAGACUUACCCUUGGUUACUGCUGUUUGUGAAGCCAUGAAACAGAUGCAUAUGAGGUCAUAAUUUUCAUCAUGUCAAUUGUUUUUGGUUUUUCCUGGGUCAUCAAAUUUUUGACUUCACUUAAUUAUAUUUCUUUACCAACUGUUAUCAAAGAUAUGGGCCAUUCUAAUCCAUACUCUAACUAUAGCAUUCCGGAAAUCCUUGGUGCCAGAAGCACCUCAGGAUUUCUGAUGCUGUAAUAUAUAUCUCCCAUACAUCCCAAGGGAUUGUUUUAAAUCCUAUGAAAACUUUUUUCCAAUGUCAGAUUUCUUUCCCACAUCCUGCGUCUAUCUGAAUCCUCUUUUGCACCAAAAAGGCAAAUUUAAAUGUUAAAAAUUGUAUCCUAGAUACAGGGCUCCCUACAUGACAGAAUUUUAGGUUUGACAUCAGUAUGCACUUUCUCCAUAUUGUUCUUUAUACAUAUUCUAAAGUGCUGACAAGGAGAAUUUGUCUGACAAACAAGAGUUUCUUGACUUCAUGAUUAUUUCAUUUAUUCUCAUGAGUUUUAUGUUUGAGUUAGCAAUGAUACUGUUGAGAGGAAUUAGAUGUGUAUCCCUCUCAGGAGUCAAAGGGUUAAAAGACACCUUGGUGACCUUAUUCCCUUUUCUAGCAGAAUUUCUAGUGAGUUUUCAUAGUAUAGUAUGGGUAUGAUUACAGGUUAUUUUCUGUAACCUUACACUAUGUCAAUGGUGAAAUUAAUUUUGUUUUGGUUCUUUGUAUGUCUACCUUUCACAGAUCUGAACAGCUCCAUAUAGUAGAGACACUUCUUCACAUUCUUCAAAUGGUAUCCACUGUAGAACAAGGUGUCCAGGGGUUAGGUGGGUAAUAGCCAUAUCCAACAUUCCAAUGCAAAAUGUUAUAUAAUGAUCAUCAGAUGAUACUAAAUCCUUUAAAAUGAUGACAGGCAAUUGAAAUGUACUCCAUUAGUCAUUACCACUUUCAAAUGAUUUACUUCUUUUCAGUGAGUUGUGUGUCUGUUGUUCCACUUCUGUGCCAUUUUAUUGCUGAGUGUGGGCAUGAUGAAGGAGGCAUUGUUGUUGGUCGUGAAGUGUCACUUACUGAAUCCUUCUCAGUGUUGAAUGUUAUCCUUGUGGCAGAUCCCAUUACUGUGCUGACAGCCAUGGAAAAAGGUAACAUUCAACCCUUUAAUUCCAAGAUCUGGUUGUUAAUUCUACCCUCUAGCUGCUAUAUGUUUCCUUAUAAAGUAGUUCACGAGACUCUGAUGUUAGAUCAAGGUAGCAACGUCUACAGGAUAAGUUUGAGUGUUCUCAUGACCUGUUUGGGAGAAGUUACAUGACAAUCACUUCUGGGAGGUAAAGGAUUUUAUGUUAAGUAAAUUCUGUUCAGUUAAGGGUUACUGGUUGUUUUGUAUCCAGUUGUUUUGUACCCAGCUAGUCAAGGUUGAUUGGUACCCAAUCAGUUGGGUUGUUUUGUACCCUGCUAAUUAAUAAAGUGUUUGUCAUUGGUGUUUAAAGGAAGGUUGGUUUCUGAUUUUUAAUAGCAAUGUAACCUGGGUUAAUUAAGUAAGUUUUGUUUAAGUGGGGUCCAUUUUUGAUAUGAGACCACCAAAGGGAGAAAAAAAAAUCACACUUUCACUAGCUGUUACAAGUAUAAACAAUAGACUGUUCUAUUCAAGAUAUCACUUUAACCCUGCUUACUUGGGCUAGGCAACAAUUUAGUCAUUUUUGUAAGAAGGUCAAAAGUAUACACAACAGAAUUUUGUUUGUAUCUUUCUCACUUUACACUAAUAACUUAGUGUGUGCAAUAAGGGACAGCUGAAUACUGGGACAGGUAUGAAUCGACCUGAGGUUCCAGUAUGAACUGACUCAAACUGGAUGCAAAUCAACUAAAUUUGAAUAAGGAAUGACUGUGAGUACGGAAAAGUUGGAUACCCAGCCAAGAGUCUGUAAACAAGCAGCAGUGUAAUACUGCAGAAGAAUGCUGGACUUACUUUUUAUGGCGUACAUGGAAAGAAGUUUUUGUUACUUCAAUCUUUUUGUGUGAUUCUCAUGAUGUUUUUGUUUUUCAGAUCCAAGAAUUAUGAAGGUACUUCUGGGUCUUCUAGGAUAUUCCUGCAAGAUACAUCGCAAAAGAAGCAAGAGCAGUUUGAACAGGCUUUCUUUCACAGAAACUGUUGAAAACAAGUUUGAAAGAAGUUUUAGCAAAGAAGAAAGUACUGAAGAAAAUGAAAAAAACAAUGCAGAAAAAAUCAAGGCUACAGAUGCUGAUUCAGAACCUUUAACAGACAAAGCACAUGUGGCACAUGGAGAAAAUGCAGAGUUAAAUGAAAAUGUACAAAAAAGUGAUCAUCAAGCAGACAAUCAUGAAGGUAGCCUUGUGGAUCAAGCAGAAGGUGAGAGAAAGGGUUUCUUACUGUUUAUUCACCUUUCCGUGUACAUUUUUAAAGGGGCUAUGUCUUUAUACCCUUUCCUUCAAAAAUGUAAUUUUUCCUACAAUUAUAUGGAGGAAAGGACCUGGGUGCAUCCUUAACUUCACUUUAAAUCCUGUUUUCAGAAACUAACACGAGUAAAACAACAGAUGAAGCACCCAGUUCUUCCCAAGAAACAAUGAAAGAUCAAAAUGAUGGAAUUAGUGAUCAAGUCAAUAUUACUGAUGUCCACCAUCAAUACUUCACAGUGGCUACUAGCUUCUUAAAAGAUGUCAUUUCUGAAUCUGCUAAGGUAAGAACUAUGUAAAGGAACACAUAGAAGAUAUCAUGGUGUUUCAUAAUAUUCACAAGCAUGGACAUAGACCUCUGGAACUAGCCUCAUCUAAGUGUUUCUUCCAUAACCAGUAAGCUCUUAGUGUUUGCUCUUGAUCCACUUACAUUUUCAUAUCACUUUUCCUUCAGGCUCCACAAUGUGUUUCAAGCAUGUUAGCACCUCAUGAAACUCUUCUCCAGAAGAUAGUUCAUUAUGCAAGCAGGAUUACAGUCUACAACACACUGGUUGGUUCAGCAAAUAUGUUUACAAAUUUUAAGGCCAAGUUUGAAUUAAUCCUAUGAAUCAGAUAGCAUCCAAUAAUUUCUUGGUUUUCUUUUUCUCAACCCCUUCUGCCCAUAACUGUAUUGGAACUGUAUGGAGAAAUAUGGCUUUGGUUACUGUUGGAAGGCAAAGUGUUAUAUGUUAGAGGGACAGAUACUUAAUGAUUUCUCGUCAUUAACCCUUUAGCUCCCAUGAGUGACCAAGACAGAAUUUCUCCUGACAAUAUCAAUACAAUAUCAAGCAGACAAGUGAUGAGAAUAAAGAAAAAUAUCAGUUAGGGGAUAAUAAGUUGAUCCAAUACCAAAUUCUCCAAACUAGCAUCACAAGAACUGUAUAGCAGACAGUAAGGAGAAUUACUAAUGAGAUCUUGGGAGUUAAAGAGUUUAAGUGUAAUAUAAUAUGGAAGUAAAGCCUCAUAGUGACUACUUUUUGAUGUAUUGUACUGAUUUUUACUCAAGGUGUGUGAGUUGGUGGAGUCAACACUCAGCACAUCUGAAUUGUCAUCUCUACACAAGAAAUUGUCAGAAAGACUUUAUACACAAAAGGUGAGACAAUGUCUGCUUUGA
Molecule: messenger RNA, 7536 nt
Organism: Pocillopora meandrina
Lineage: Eukaryota; Metazoa; Cnidaria; Anthozoa; Scleractinia; Pocilloporidae
Source: the annotation of a GenBank genome assembly